CUCUCUCUCUCUCUCUCUCUAUCGAAUACCCUUUUCGAUUUCUGCUUACUCACAGUGUUCUUCGAUUCGUAUAGUCGGGAAGUUGCUUUAGAAGAUCAUAAUCAAGCAAGUAUGGUGGCAGAAGCUGAGGUUGUAUGUCGACCGGCCGUCGCCGUUCAGUACAUCUGCGUUCCGUCUCCGCCGUCGCCGAAGGCGGAGUCGAAGUUCAUUGACGUCUCUCCGGCGGCGCCUACCGCCUCUCCAAUCGCGAUCGACCUUUCACGCGUCGAUUCGGCUCUGACCUGCUCGACCAGCACACAGGCCUCAAGGUCAUUUGACACUCCAGCCCGAAACUCUGCCCCUAAAAUCCGAUCAGGCAGCCACACGGACAUCGGGCCCCGCAGCUCGAACGAGGACCAGCACAUCUGUAUCGACAACCUGCCAGCUCACCUGGGCCCAUCCCUCCACUGCUGGCCCGAGCCCGCUUCCUUCUACGCAGUGUUUGACGGCCACGGCGGGCCUGCAGCGGCCCUCUACAUGAAAAACAACGCCACCCGAUUAUUCUUUGAGGAGGCCCAGUUACCCCAGGCCCAAUCCACUGAAGAUACUGACAACAAAGGGCAAUUCUUGCAAGAUCUCGAGACCUCCCACCGCCACUCAUUCCUGGCCGCUGAUCGGGCCCUGGCAGACGAGACGAGCCCGGUGGACCCGUACUGCGGGACCACUGCCCUCACUGCCCUUGUCCUCGGGCAUAACCUUUUCAUAGCCAAUGUUGGCGACUGUCGAGCCGUUUUAUGCCGGAAUGGAAAUGCUGUCCAGCUGUCACGUGACCACAGGCCUUCUUGUAGAAUCGAGCGAAAACGGGUUGAAGAUUUAGGUGGGAAAUUUGAAUAUGGGUACUUGAAUGGUGACCUGGCUGUGACGAGGGCUCUUGGGGACUGGUACAUGAAGCUCCCGUUUGGGUCGGCUUCACCCUUAACAGCCGAGCCUGAGUUUGGGUUGACAUUGUUGACUGAGGAUGAUGAAUUUAUGAUUAUUGGGUGUGACGGGAUUUGGGAUGUGAUGUCGAAUCAAGAAGCUGUCCGUGUGGUGAGGGACGAGUUUGCUCGUUGCCAGGACCCAAACGAGUGCGCGCGGGAGCUCGUGAACCAGGCUUUGAUGCGGGACUCGUGCGAUAAUGUGACAGCUGUCGUCGUUUGUUUCUUGUCUGCAAACUCGUUGUCUCGUGUUUCGACUUGUUCGCGGAGGUCGAGGUUUAGGUUCUGCAUGUCUGAGGAGGCGCGUAGCAAGUUGAGGAGCUUAUUGGAAUGUGACAGCAAUUGAAUGGAAAGUUUGACUUUGGGAAAAUUAAUGAUAUGUUUUUUCUAGUUCAUGAGGUUGGAUUGGAAACUGAUUGAGAUGAAACUGGUUGUGGUAUUCUUUGUGUAGAUAUUAUUUUCAGUGGUUGAUUUUUUGGCCAUCUGUAUUAUUGAGGUUGCUUCAGAUUCUGUAAGCUGAUGAGCAAAGGCAGCCAGCAAUUUUGUUGUGUGAUGAUGGAUUUAAAUUUUAUGGCAGUAGUAGGUGAUUGAUUGUAUGAUGCCAACCAUAAAAUUUGGAUUGAUCAAUUUUGAUUAGUUUUCCUGAGUUUGUUCUGUUUGUAAUGUGUUGCUUCUUGUGUUUGUUGGGCAAACAGAUUUCUUUGGUGCAAAAAAGUUGGAUCCUUGUAUUUUAUCCUUGUGUUGAUCUAACAAUUGUGUACAAGUAGGA
Molecule: messenger RNA, 1725 nt
Organism: Striga asiatica
Lineage: Eukaryota; Viridiplantae; Streptophyta; Magnoliopsida; Lamiales; Orobanchaceae
Source: the annotation of a GenBank genome assembly